AUGUCCAUGGACGACUGCUUCCUCCCGCUCCCCUCCCCUCUCCAUGACCGCUGGCGAUGCGGCUCUCACCCCUGCCUGUCCCAGCUAGAUCUGGACGACCGUGCACUCGCCGUCCCCCCGAGGCGCCUCCCUCCUCCCCUCCACCCGUUGCCUAUGUACAAGGGGAAUCCGCUGCAUGCCUUCCCAGAGGAGGAGCCGAAACAACACCAGGUCACACUUUCACACGCUGCUUCAAAGGGGAGAUAUGCAAGGUUUAAAGAGAAUAUGAAUGCCAAGCCACAGGAGACAAAGCAACAUCACCAACAAGUUGCCGUUUCAUGCGCCGCUUCAAAAGGGAGGAGUCGAGAUGGUUGGAUGUCCAAGGAGAGGAGCACUCCUGAAGGUAUCAACAUGGAGGAACAUGCUUUGAGGUUUCGGCCUCUGCCCCGACCCAAGACGCGUGGCUUUGACCGGGCUUCCAUCGGAAUUCCAGUUGUAAUGCCGAUGCGAAAGAGGAAACCUCCGGAGGUGAGGAACGCUCUCCGCGAAAGUAGAGUUGCGGCCAAACAAAAGGAUGCGCGCUACCACGCGGAGAUGGCCCUACGUAAAUAUAACAGAGCGAACAACACCAAGUUUGAUCUAGUGGAGGUAAAAGUGAUAUCUAUAUUUUACGAGUUUGGAGGGGCCGGUGCCCAUUAUAACUUCACAGCUAAGCAGCCUGAGGACGAGAAGAAUGCUGAUGCCGACAGUACCAAGCUAUUCUUCUCUGAAGUCGACCUCUAUUUUCGGAGUGAGAAUGAUGUGAUUAUGUGCUGUAUAGUUGGGGAAAAUGACGCAGGGCGUUGCUAUGGCUGUGAAAACUACCAGCCUGUUGUUCACCCAAGCAGCCAAGCAUACGGCGGCGGUAGUAGUACUUGUAUUGACCAUCCUGGUUCGGAUGGGGAUAGCGACAGCGACUAGUAAUGUAGCACUUGAAGCCUGGUGGCUGGCGCUGCCCUUGUGUGACCGGUCUUCUCCGAUGUAUAUUCACUU
This is a messenger RNA of Hordeum vulgare subsp. vulgare (domesticated barley), 1011 nucleotides long. RefSeq lists its product as uncharacterized. The coding region runs from base 1 to 939 and encodes 312 amino acids. The transcript is spliced from 6 exons. The record is from RefSeq and is a predicted model, not a curated record. Lineage: Eukaryota; Viridiplantae; Streptophyta; Magnoliopsida; Poales; Poaceae.